AUGCGCUUGAAUCCUGAGAAGUGCGUCUUCGGAGUCCAAGGGGGCAAAUUCCUCAAAUUCAUGAUCACCCAUAGGGGUAUUGAAGCCAACCUAGAAAAGUGCAAAGCCAUCAUACAGAUUCAUAGCCCUCACAAUGUCAAGGAUGUCCAACGCUUGGCAGGAAGGUUACUAUCCCUUUCUCGUUUCAUCCCCAGGUUCGCAGAGAAAGCCAGACCUAUCUUUACCUUGCUCCGCAAACCAAAAAACUUUGAGUGGACUGAUCAAUGCGAAGAAGCUUUCAAGAGCUUCAAAACUUUCCUCACCACCCCGCCAGUCCUACAAAGGCCGCAUCAUCAUUCCGACCUCCUCCUGUACUUGGCAGUCGGUGGUGGUGCAGGUAUCAUUUUGGAAGGACCCAACAAGGUCACCAUAGAACAAUCUCUCAAAUUCGGAUUCAGAGUCACUAAUAACCAAGCAGAGUACGAAGUAUUACUUGCAGGACUGAGGUUGGCUCACGACCUCGGAGCGCAAAGGGUGAGCUGCAACAGUGACUCAAAACUCAUGGUAGAACAACUCAGUGGGGCAUACCAGACCAAGGACACCCUACUGCAAAGGUACUUUCAUGCAGCAUCCCAGCAGAUCUCAUCCUUUGAUGAGUUCACCAUACGCCAUGUGCCCCGAGAGCAGAAUGUCAGAGCCGAUCUCCUGUCCAAGCUCGCCAGCACAAAACGCCCUGGACAACAUCGGACCAUCAUCCAAGAGACUCUGAAUUCACCCAGUCUAGACGAUAAAGUCGUCAUCGCCAACAAAAAUGAAGACCAAGGAUGGAUGACAGGUAUAUGGAGCUACUUAAAGGAGGGAACUCUACCCGAGGACAAAGAUGAAGCUCAGAAGAUGAGGGUGAGGUCAUCCAAGUUUGUCAUCAUUGGAGAUGAGCUGUUCAAACGCAGCAUCUCCACUCCCCUGUUGAAAUGCCUAGCAAAGUCCCAAGCCACCUAUGUCAUCGAGGAGAUCCACCGAGGAAUAUGUGGUAUGCACUCCGGGGCACGCUCGAUGGCGACCAGGGUGCUCCGGGCUGGAUACUACGUGGCCUUUCGCCUAGUGGGGAAUGGACAUCCUCAGACCAUUUCCCCCCUCGAAAGGUCAACUGAAAUUCCUCCUUGUGGCAGUCGACUACUUCACCAAAUGGAUUGA
Cajanus cajan (pigeon pea) is the source of this 1173-nucleotide messenger RNA. The record is from RefSeq and is a predicted model, not a curated record. NCBI's taxonomy places the organism in Eukaryota, Viridiplantae, Streptophyta, Magnoliopsida, Fabales, Fabaceae.